AUGGGAACUACAGUUGCGACUAAUGCUCUCUUGGAACGUAAAGGUGCAAAGGUGUGCUUGAUAACAACCAAGGGAUUCCACGAUGUACUUGCGAUAGGCAACCAAACCCGUCCUAAUAUUUUUGAUCUCACGGCAGAAAAACUUGGUCACUUGUAUGAACUGGUACUUGAGGUUGACGAGCGUAUAACUAUUGAAACUUUUUCCGAAGGAGGAGGAGAUAAGUUGAAGAUUGAUGUGGAUUCCGAUCCUAAUCUCGUACGCAGUUCUACUGGAGAUAUUAUCCGGAUCUUGAAAAGGCCCAAUUAUGAGAAGGUCGAAGCAGAUUUACAGCAAUUAUAUGAUCAAGGUGAGAUCAAGACCAUUGCGCUCUGUCUUUUGCAUUCUUACGCUUUUCCAGACCACGAAAAGCAAAUUGCUAAAAUCUGCAAAAAAAUUGGGUUUUCUGUCUCGGUGUCCCAUGAACUUCAGCCCAUGAUAGGUAUGGUGAACAGAACGUCUUCGACUGUUGCUGAUGCUUACUUAUCGCCAGUAGUUCAAGAAUACAUGGAGGGCUUUGGUGCUGGAUUUGAAGGUGGAUUGGAGUCUUUUGGUAACAAGCUUUUGUUCAUGCAAAGUAAUGGUGGACUUGCUCCGUGGUACAGGUUUACUGGUCUCAAGGCUAUUCUUUCUGGACCAGCUGGAGGUGUAGUUGGGUUCGGAGAAACAUGCUACGAUACCAAGUCAAGAACAGCUACUAUUGGAUUUGAUGCUGGUGGAACUUCUACCGACGUUUCACGGUACUGCGGCUCAUUGGAGCACAUUUAUGAGACGGUUGUUAGUCAAGUGAGUUUACAAACUCCACAACUUGAUAUUUCCACGGUUGCUGCUGGAGGAGGUUCCAUGCUUUUUUGGAAAAAUGGGAUGUUUGUCGUUGGCCCUGAGUCAGCUGGAUCUGAUCCUGGACCAGCUUGCUACCGUAAGGGAGGACCCUUGACGGUAACUGAUGCGAACUUGUUUUUGGGAAGAUUAAUUCCUGAACACUUUCCAAACAUUUUUGGUCCAAACCAUGAUGAGCCACUCGAUGCCAAAACUACUGCUGAAAAGUUUAAGGAGCUUACCGCCGUCAUUAACCAGGAAAAGGGAAGCACAGAGGCUAUGACUCCAGAACAAGUGGCAGAAGGUUUUCUCAAGGUUGCAGUGGAAGCCAUGGCCAGACCGAUCAGAAAUAUCACAGAAGCAAAGGGCUACAAAACUUCAGAGCACAACUUGGCAUGUUUUGGUGGUACUGGAGGUCAAUUUUCAGUGGCCUUAGCCAAGAAUCUUCUGAUUCGUUCGGCUGCAAUUCACAAGUAUUCCUCUUUAUUGUCUGCUCAUGGAAUCAUGCUCGCCGAUAUCUUGAUAGAGAAGCAAGCACCGCUCACUUGUGCCUAUUCUGAAGAUAAUUAUGCUUUGAUUGACAGGACUGUGGAAGGGUUAGUGAACGAUGCGUAUAAGGACUACGAGCUGCAAAAUUUGGUAGAAUUUGAGACCAGCGUUCAAGUCAUGUUGAAUAUGAGAUAUGUUGGUUCCGAUACCCACUUGCUUAUCCCCAAGAAUGAGCACUACGAUGCUGCUGACUCUUUUGUUCAGAGACACAAAAGUGAGUUUGGGUUCACCUUGGAUAGAAUGGUACUUGUUGAUGAUGUUCAGGUUAUUCUUGUCGCCAAGGGUCGUGAUAAAGAGACGUGCAAUCCCUUUGAAGAGGUCAAGAGCAUCGAAACUCAGAAAACGAAAUCCUCUGCGUCGCACAAAUCUGUCUAUUUUGAAAGCAAAGGCUGGAUAGACACGGCUAUUUACAAGUUGAAAGACCUCGUCAAAGGGGACUUGGUUCAUGGUCCAGCAAUUAUUCUCGAUGAAACUCAGACGAUUGUCAUUGAGCCCUUUUCACUUGCAACUAUUUUGACAAGCCAUGUGCUCAUCUCCAUCGAGCAAGGCAGUGCUCCAGAGCUCUCCGCCAAGGUGGUGGAUCCAAUUCAACUCUCUGUUUUUGGCCAUAGGUUCAUGUCAAUUGCAGAACAGAUGGGUCGAACUUUGCAACAAACUGCCAUUUCUACCAAUAUUAAAGAACGGCUAGAUUUUUCUUGUGCUGUGUUUGACAAAAAUGGUGAUUUGGUAGCCAAUGCUCCUCAUGUUCCUAUUCAUCUAGGAGCCAUGUCGUUCGCCGUGAAGGGCCAACUAGAGAUGUGGAAGGGAAAACUUGAUCAUGGCGACGUCCUCGUUACCAACCACCCUCUGGCAGGCGGUUCACAUUUACCUGAUAUCACUGUGAUAACUCCUGUUUUGGAUGAAGAUAAGAACCCUAUUUUCUGGACUGCUUCACGGGCUCACCAUGCGGAUAUUGGUUCUAUUUCUGCUGGUUCAAUGCCUCCAAAUUCGAAAACUAUUUUUGACGAAGGUGCUGCAAUCAUGACCUUCAAGUUGUGCUCGAAUGGGAAAUUUGAUGAGGCUGGAAUCACCAAGCUACUUGUUGACGAACCUGCUAAGCAUCCUGGUGGUUCCGGGUCUCGUGCUUUGAGUGAUAACAUUUCUGACCUUAAGGCUCAGGUUUCUGCCAACUAUAAGGGUAUCACCUUAUUGAAGGACUUGAUCGAUACAUUCUCAUAUUCGGUUAUCGACUUGUACAUGGGUGCCAUUCAGUCAACGUCAGAGGUUGCUGUCAAGAAUCUUCUACGGUAUGUCAACGAAAAGUUUGAAGGUAAGAAUCUCGAAGCAAUAGAUUAUCUUGACGAUGGAACUCAAAUUGCUCUCAAGAUUGUUAUAAACGCUUCAGAGGGCACUGCUGAGUUUGACUUUACAAAUUCCGGUAACGAGAUGUACGGCAAUUUGAAUGCUCCCAAGGCUAUCUUGUAUUCUGCUGUCUUGUAUGUGUUGAGAUCAUUGAUAAGCAGCGAUAUUCCUCUCAACAAUGGAUGUUUACGGCCGAUCAGAUUCAAGACUCGUGAAGGCUCGGUGGUGUCUCCUUCGUCUGAAGCAGCAGUGGCAGGUGGAAACGUGGAAACAACCCAGCGUAUCGUCGAUGUAAUGUUGAAGGCAUUUGAAGCGGCUGCAGCAUCACAAGGAACUUGCAAUAACUUUACAUUCGGUGUCUGCAACAAAGAGAAGGGAAUUUCAUUUGGAUACUACGAAACCAUUUGUGGUGGAUCGGGAGCAGGACCAACUUGGGAUGGUCAGAGUGCUGUGCAAUGCCAUACCACGAAUACCAAGAUCACCGAUACUGAACUUUUUGAAAAAAGGUAUCCGAUUAUCGUGCAUAGAUUUCAAAUCAGGCACGGUCUGGGUGGCAGUGGUGUACACCGUGGAGGAAACGGAAUCAUCAGAGACAUUGAGUUUACGUUUGAUAACCUCGAGGUUUCUUGUUUGAUGGAAAGACGAGCACUCGCACCUUUUGGACUUUUGGGCGGAAAAGAUGGACUUCGGGGAACGAAUAUCUGGUACCGCAAGGAUGCCACCUCUGAUACCUACAGGGAGAUUUCGCUAGGAGGCAAGUGUACAGUUCGGGUGCAAAAAGGUGAUCAUGUCAUCAUUAUGACUCCAGGUGGAGGAGGGUACGGUGACCCAAAUCUGAAGUUAAAGAGCAUUGACUAUAAAAUUACUAGCGCUCCGCCUGCUAUAUAUACCGGGUCGGUAGGAAUGAUGGCAGCAACACAGGAAACCAAUUGA
Meyerozyma guilliermondii ATCC 6260 is the source of this 3678-nucleotide messenger RNA. RefSeq lists its product as uncharacterized. The transcript has a single exon. The record is from RefSeq and is a predicted model, not a curated record. Lineage: Eukaryota; Fungi; Ascomycota; Pichiomycetes; Serinales; Debaryomycetaceae. Gene Ontology annotation, molecular function: 5-oxoprolinase (ATP-hydrolyzing) activity. Gene Ontology annotation, cellular component: cytosol. Gene Ontology annotation, biological process: glutathione metabolic process. The coding region runs from base 1 to 3678 and encodes 1225 amino acids.